CAGGCCUUAUCUGCGCCGAUAAGUCGGGCUUGUCAGAGAGCAGGUGCUGAGACAGCAGUUGAUAUCUAGGAACUCAACACCACAGAACCCAAAGGAGAGGAAGCAGAAUCAAGCAGAGGAAGAAGCUUGGCCGGCUUAGCAAAUAGACUGUGGAGCAAGCACUAUUCAUCAGAGCUGUCUUGGCUUCAAGUGGAGAGAGCUGAACUCUUCUUGAUGUGGGAACAUGCUUGUAUGGGCUUGGAAUUUUUACUUUUUGUACCGUGCUGACUCCUGUAAGUGAAUAUUAGUAAAACUGUUGAGACUUGUGAAACAAGAAUGUUUGAAUAGAGACAGAAAGGAGCCUUAGAAAGUAAGAUCGCUCAUGACGUAUUUAAACUUUGCUCUGUGGAUAUUUAGUUAAAAAAGAGGCAAGUAUAGAUAUAGCCUUGUUGGAAGAACCAGUAUACUAUUAGAUACCUUACUUAUCUGAGGAGUUCUAUUAUAUCCCCUUGUUUUACUUUCUGUUCCAGGUCAAUGUCGUAUCCUUCACUUACCCCCAAGUGUUAGGUUUUUGUGGGAUCAUGAGUAUUACAACAAAGACUAUGCACAGAAAACAGCUUUUCUCUGUCAUUGUCCUCAGCGAGGAUGUAUUAUCCCUCUUUGGAUUGCAGGUCCUUCCUCCUCUGUGAAGAUGGUCAUGAGAAAUGACCCAACAGUGAUCUCUCAUUAUGAGACCCCGCUUCUAUACGUCUAAUGGCUCAAGCCGGUUUUCCCCGAGGCGAAGAGUGAAAGCUAUUUCCCAGAAGAGCAAUGUCCAUGGCCUCUGCCUUUAUCUGAUCUUGUGCUUUGGCCUGGGCCUGGGCUUGGGCUUGGGUUUGGGCCUGGGUUUAAACCCAGGUUUUGGUUUAAGCCUUGGCCUGGGUCUGGGUACAGGCUUGAGCUUCAAAUUAGGUCGGAGCCUUGACAUGUCCCAGAUGACCUCCUUGGAUUCUGUACACCAGGAGUCAACUGAUAAUAUUGCCAUUAAGGACGAUUCUGUGGGAUCUAUCAUGGAAGAGAUGGAUGAGAACAUGGGGCAGAUCUCAGACGUAAGGGCAAUCAGUAAAUAUGAGUAUGACAAUUGGGAGGAUAUACAUGAAUUUGCUGGAGAUGAGUUAGUGAAAGAAGGAGCAGGCGGUGGGCAAGAUUAUCCUCAGACCAAAGCAGCCUGAGAAGACCCAGUAGGACAGCCACAGCCCAGUUACAAGGAAUGAAAAGAAGAAGGAGAAUGAAGAGGAAUCUGUGGUUCACUGUCCUAAGUUUUCAUUUCUUGGAAGGCCUUGGAAAUUCUAAUGUUGACAUCAUUCUGAAGUUCAUCACACCUAAAGGGGUAUCUAAAGACAAUCACCCUUUCUUUUCUUUGUUACAAACACAUUUGACCAUGUUUGGCAAUAUUAAAAAUAUAAUUUAAUUAAUAUAGAGAUUUUACUUAAAUAAUCAUGAUACAGAUCUUUCAGCCAUUUAACAAACUUUUCCUCAAUGAAAUGUAAACCUGUUGUACAUCAUUUUGUCAUUCAUUAAAAUCCGUAGAAAUAAUACCACAUUUGAAAUAUGUUUUCUUAUGAGAGAGAUGUGAAAGGCCUUGCUAACUGUGGUAUUUACUGCAUUAGUCACUAACCACCUGUAGCUCCUAACCAUUUCAAAUAUGGCUGGUCUGAUUUUACAUGUACUGGAGUUGUGAAAAUACUGUAAGUUAUUAAACUCUAGACAUGCCAAAAAAGUAAUAAAUAUAGAGAAUAAAAAUACAGCAUUA
Molecule: messenger RNA, 1771 nt
Organism: Rattus norvegicus (Norway rat)
Lineage: Eukaryota; Metazoa; Chordata; Mammalia; Rodentia; Muridae
Source: RefSeq, a predicted model, not a curated record